UUUACAAGACAUUUUUCACCGGUUCACCUUCGAUAGUGUUUGCUUAGUGGCUUUGGGUUUUGAUCCAAAAUGCCUCUCCAUUGAAUUCCCACACGUUUCCCAUGCAAAAGCGUUUGAUCAAUUAUAGGAAAGUGUGUUCUACCGACACAUUGUGCCAGAAAGCUAUUGGAAGCUACAAAGAUGGCUUCAAAUCGGAAGUGAGAAGAAGCUCAGCAUUGCUUGGAAAAUUUUAGAUCAAUUUAUAUACAAAUGCAUCUCAUCCAGGCAAGAAGAACUAAGCCAAAGUAGAGCCCCAAAGACUGAGGAAGAAAAGUUCAACUUGUUGACAGCUAUUGGGGAACAAGGAGAAGAAAUUGGAGGUAUUAUAAAAUCUGACAAGUUUCUAAGGGACACUGCAUUUAAUCUCAUGGCAGCUGGGAGAGAUUCUGUAAGUGCAGGCCUCACUUGGCUUUUUUGGAUUGUUGCAACACACCCAUAUGUGGAAGCUAAAAUUCUAGGAGAGAUCAAGGAGCAUUUGUUGGACAAAGGAUAGUUGAAAGAUUUUAACUAGAUGAGCUAAAUAAGUAAGCUAGUUUAUCUCCAUGGAGCGAUAUGUGAAUCCUUACGCCUUUGUCCACCCGUACCUUUCGAGCACAAAUGUUCAAUUCAAUCUGAUAUUCUUCCUAGUGGUCACUCUAUCAGGCCAAAUACAACAAUGAUAUACUCUUUAUACUCAAUGGGAAGGAUGGAGAGCAUAUGGGGUCAAGAUUGCUUGGACUUCAAGCCAGAGAGAUGGAUUUCAGAGCGUGGAGGAAUAGUGCAUGUACCAUCUUUCAAGUUCAUAACAUUUAAUGCAGGUCCAAGGACUUGUCUAGGUAAGGAUAUAACCUUCAUUCAAAUGAAAAUAAUCGCAAGUGCCAUCCUUUGGAAUUACAGUGUUCAAGUGGUUGAAGGUCAUCCUGUAUCACCUGGCAUCUCGGUUAUACUUCACAUGAAGCAUGGUUUAAAGGUGAGAAUCCGCAAAAGAUUUGUUUGACAAAGAAAUUGUACUACUUGCUAAAGCUCAUUGGUGGCAAGGGAGUUCUCCUUGUCACCCAAUAAAUAUAGUUGAAAGUAUUGUUUCCGAAUAAAUAUAGUUGUGUGAUUUACUUGGAUUGUGCACUUGCAGUUCUUCAUGUAAGCAUUUAGUAUAUAUAUAGGAGCCACAUGAUUUGGGUUGGAUGUAAUUUCGAUAAAUGAA
Quercus robur (English oak) is the source of this 1219-nucleotide messenger RNA. Its product is annotated as alkane hydroxylase MAH1-like. The record is from RefSeq and is a predicted model, not a curated record. Gene Ontology annotation, molecular function: oxidoreductase activity, acting on paired donors, with incorporation or reduction of molecular oxygen; monooxygenase activity; heme binding. NCBI's taxonomy places the organism in Eukaryota, Viridiplantae, Streptophyta, Magnoliopsida, Fagales, Fagaceae.